This is a messenger RNA of Dioscorea cayenensis subsp. rotundata (Guinea yam), 1554 nucleotides long. RefSeq lists its product as uncharacterized. Bases 1 to 1554 code for a protein of 517 amino acids. The transcript is spliced from 3 exons. The record is from RefSeq and is a predicted model, not a curated record. NCBI's taxonomy places the organism in Eukaryota, Viridiplantae, Streptophyta, Magnoliopsida, Dioscoreales, Dioscoreaceae. Gene Ontology annotation, molecular function: protein dimerization activity.
AUGGAGGUUGAAUACCGUACUCAUUUAAUAGUUGUUUUAGAUGUGAAGCGCUUUUUAUUGAAGCAAGGUUUGGCUUUCCGUGGACAUGAUGAGUCCUUGAGCUCAUUGAACAAGGGCAAUUUCCUUGAGCUGCUUGAGUGGUAUAGCCUAAGGAAUGAUAAGGUUUUCAGGGAGGUCAAUCAAAAUGCUCCUGCAAAUAAUCAAAUGACUUCCCCAAAGAUUCAGAAAGAGUUAGCAAAUGCUUGUGCAUCAGAGAUUACAUGUGCUAUUGUUGAUGAUAUUGGAGAUAAGUAUUUUUCUCUUAUGAUUGAUGAAGCCCAGGAUGUGUCAGUGAAGGAGCAAAUGGGAGUUGUUUUGCGAUAUGUGAAUACAAAUGGGUAUGUGAUAGAGCGAUUCUUUGCUAUGGUUCAUGUACCGGAUACAUCAGCUAUUUCAUUGAAGAAUGCCAUUGAUUGUCUAUUUGCCAAACAUGGGUUAUCUCUUACAAGAUUGAGGGGACAAGGAUAUGAUGGGGCAUCAAAUAUGCGAGGAGAAUUCAAUGUGUUAGAUGUCCUCCAAAACGUGUAUGAUGAUGGUGUGUCUAAUGAUAAUAGAGGCAUAGCAGCAAGUUUGAUUGAAAAAAUGGAGAAUUAUCAAUUUGUGUUUGUGAUGUAUUUGAUGAGCCGUUUGUUGGGAAUAACAAAUGAGUUAUCACUUGCUUUACAACAAAAGAAUCAAAAUGUUGUUCAAGCAAUGUGUUUGAUUGAAGCUGUAAAGGCUCGGCUUCAAGACUUAAGGGAGACAGGAUGUGAGGCAUUUUUGGAGGAAGUUAGCUCUUUUUGUGGAAGAAACUCAAUCCCAGUGCCUAAUAUGGAGGAAAAUAUGCGAAUUCGUGGUCGUUCUAGACGGGAAGGGCAAGUCAUUACUCAUUGUCACCAUUACCGUGUUGAAAUUUUAUGCGAGGUCAUUGAUUUGAUUGCACAAGAAAUGCAAAACCGUUUCCCAGAAACAAGCACAGAAUUACUUCUUCUUCUGUCAUGCUUUGAUCCAAGGGACUCAUUCUUCAAAUUCAACAUUCAAAAACUACUUCGUCUUGCAGAACUUUAUCCCGAAGAUUUUACAAUGGCUGAGCGCAUGAAACUUGAGGAUCAACUUGCUACUUUUAUUUAUGAUGUGCGGCAUGAUGCAAAUUUUAUAAACGUUGGGGACUUGGGAGGUUUUGGUAGGAAGAUGGUUGAGACAGGCAAAAGUAUUAUUUUUCCACUCAUUUAUCGUCUUAUCGAGUUGGCAUUGGUUUUACUAGUUAUGACAGCUAGUGUUGAGAGGGUGUUUUCAGCGAUGAAUAUUGUGAAAACUGACUUACGCAAUAAAAUGGGAGACGGGUUAAUGAAUGAUAGCCUGGUUGUCUAUAUUGAGCGGGAGAUUUUUGCAACUAUAGACAAUGAAGCGAUUCUACAACGUUUUCAGAAAAUGCAAACUCGGCGAAUGAAGUUACCUCCUCUUAGUCUUAGCCACAUGCCUCACAUUUCUGGCACGAACACUGGCAUCGGUUCUAGUUCAAGCAUGCAUAAAUAG